Molecule: messenger RNA, 840 nt
Organism: Aspergillus mulundensis
Lineage: Eukaryota; Fungi; Ascomycota; Eurotiomycetes; Eurotiales; Aspergillaceae
Exons: 1
Coding region: 1-840 (279 amino acids)
Source: RefSeq, a predicted model, not a curated record
AUGGCAGACGUCCGCUCGCUGCUCCGAAACGAGCUUGCUUCCCGAAGGGGUACGCCCCAGACAGGCAGCAACACGCCCAACCGCGUCACGAAGAAAAGAAAAGUCGACCCGGCGGACUCCGCAACGCGCAAACGAGUAAAACAAACAGAUCCCGACCGACUCCUAGCACAUGCGCAAAUUCGCCCUCCAAGCGCGCAGGUCGCGGAAGACGAUGAUGCUUAUGACGUCGAGCCACUGCCGCAGGACCCAGAUGUCAUGAGGACAGAGUCAGACACUGCGACGCCAACUUUACCCAAUAUCUCGCAAGAGACAACCGCACAGCCAUCAGAAGCCCCUUCUAUAACGCAAUCUCAGGCCGUUGCGGAACCUCAGCCGCAGAAUAUUGACGAGGACGAAUGGGCCGCGUUUGAGCGUGAAGUCGCGGCGCCAACGCGUGUCCCACAGCGGCCUGCUGCUGUUGCGGCGGCUGCGACGAUAUCAGCUGCGCCGAUUACCACGGAAGAGCUUGCCGCGCUGCAAGAAAGAGAGAAGGAGACUCUCAGGCGGAAUCGCGAAGCGGAGGCUGAGGGAGAACGGGAGGAUGCAGCGCGGUUUCUCGAGGAAGAGUUCGAUGAGAUGGAACAACUAGAGGAACGGGUUAAGCGGUUAAAGCAGAUGCGAGAGCAGCUGAGGCUGAAGCGGACGGCGAGCGCAGAGAUGGACGAGGCUGCGACUGCCACAGAGCCAGUCCCGAAUGCAGCGGAUACCUCGGCGCCUGAUAAAACGGACGAGGAUAAAGAAGACGACGAGGAGGACGAUGAUGACGCUGACGACGACUGGGAUAAUUGGAGGUUUAGGUAA